AUGCAGAACAACAUGGAAAUCGACAUGACGAACAAAAAGAAGAAAACAAUGGGAAAACAGAAGAUUGAGAUGAAGAAGAUAGAGAAGUUGAAUUACCGUCAAGUCACGUUUUCCAAACGCAGGGCAGGCCUAUUCAAGAAGGCGACCGAACUCUGCGUCCUAACCGGCGCUAAUGUGUUGGCUCUCGUCACCUCGCCGGGCAACCGCACAUUCACCUUCAGUAGCCAACCCAACCCCGAAGACCUUCUUCGCCCUGAAAACCGGACUGAUGGUCUAAUUCAGAGAAAUCAGGUUUUACAGAAGCGGGAGUAUUUGAACGAUCGGUAUGAGAAAUUGGUGGCGGCGCUUGAGGAGGAGAAGAAGAUAGGAGAGAGGCUGAGGACCGAGGAAGGUAGCCGGAGAACAUUGUGGUGGGAAGAGAAAGUGGAUUUGGAGAAGAUGGGUGGUGAGGAAUUGGAGUACUAUAUGAUGGCAUUGGAGAGGAUGAAGAACAAUGUGGAGAAUAUUUUGAUGGAGAAGGAGAAGAAGGGUGUGUUUUGUGUCCCUGAUUCGUCGAUGAUGAAUAUUCCUGAUGUUACCCAUUAUAACAAUAUUUGA
Molecule: messenger RNA, 597 nt
Organism: Impatiens glandulifera
Lineage: Eukaryota; Viridiplantae; Streptophyta; Magnoliopsida; Ericales; Balsaminaceae
Product: agamous-like MADS-box protein AGL61
Exons: 1
Coding region: 1-597 (198 amino acids)
Biological process (GO): regulation of transcription by RNA polymerase II
Molecular function (GO): RNA polymerase II cis-regulatory region sequence-specific DNA binding; DNA-binding transcription factor activity, RNA polymerase II-specific; protein dimerization activity
Source: RefSeq, a predicted model, not a curated record